AUGAAUAUUGCUCAUACCAUCUUCGGUGUUUUUGGAAAUGCAACUGCUCUGUUCUUGUUCUUAUCACCUUCGAUUACAUUCAAGAGAAUCAUCAAGAACAAGUCGACCGAGCAAUUUUCCGGCAUUCCUUACCCAAUGACUCUCCUCAACUGUCUCCUCUCAGCUUGGUACGGACUUCCCUUUGUGUCAAAAGACAACACUUUAGUGACAACAAUCAAUGGAACAGGAGCUGUAAUCGAGAUAGUCAAUGUUUUGAUCUUUCUUGUGUUUUCUCCUAAACAGGAGAGAGCUAAAAUCUUUGAGAUUGGUGAUAAAGACAAAGAGUGUAGAGUUCAUGCCGUUCUUCUUGUUUCUUUGUGUGUUCCUCUGUGGAGCCUCAUGGUUUGUUUAUGGUCUCAUUGGGAAGGAUCCUUUUGUUGCAGUAAGUUUGUUAGUUUCCUUUUCAAAGGUUUUGUAAGAGAGAACUACUCUUCGGUGAAGUCUCUAGAUGGAAUAGAGGGUUCGGAUUCAAUUCGUAGAGCAAAGACUCUGGUCGAAGCAGAGAGUCUUGUGCAAAAGGCUAAACAAGUCGAAGUGGAGUCUAUUGGGCCAAAGGAGAAACAAAAGAAGACGGGGCCCAAAGCUGAUAUGUUUGAAAAGAAGGAAAACGACAAGUUACAACGGUCAUCUCUCUUUGAGGAAAAAGACAAAGAACGAAACACAGAGGAAGGCAGAGCAAGGCAAUAUAGAUUCGGAUGUGCAUUAGGGACGUUGCAACCGAUACUGUACUUGGUAUACUUUAGAAACAACAAAGCCGAGAAAACCGAAGCGGAGGAGGAGAGGAAGAAGAAGACUGUGGAGAUGAGCAAUGAAGAGAAGCAAAAUGUGGCCAUUGCCAAUAGAAAAGCAGAGGAACAGGUUUAUAGAAGACCAAAAUGCCAAGUCAAGAACCAGAUGCAAGGUUCUAAGGGGCAAUAUACAGAAGACUUCAAGCUUGGCUCAAGGUGGAGAUUCAUAUGA
Arabis nemorensis is the source of this 999-nucleotide messenger RNA. The record is from the annotation of a GenBank genome assembly. Lineage: Eukaryota; Viridiplantae; Streptophyta; Magnoliopsida; Brassicales; Brassicaceae.